This is a messenger RNA of Anopheles maculipalpis, 1221 nucleotides long. RefSeq lists its product as uncharacterized. Lineage: Eukaryota; Metazoa; Arthropoda; Insecta; Diptera; Culicidae. The record is from RefSeq and is a predicted model, not a curated record. Bases 26 to 931 code for a protein of 301 amino acids. The transcript is spliced from 4 exons.
UAGAGGAACUCGAUCGAAUUACAGGAUGAAGGUUUCACUGUACAUAAUAUUAAUCUCGAUCUUGCUCAGCAAGCACUACGCGUUAUCGCACAUAAUCAGGAAACGGCAGCUCUUUCGCGAGCAAGUGCUGCCGCAUGCUGGAGGUAAAAUACCGGAUUCAGCGUUUUUAACCGAUCGUCUUGCACUGAACCGACUGCAAAAGGAUGGUAUCGCUGUCCCGGACGGUGUACUGCUCGAGCAGCGCCAGUACCAGGUGUACCCGCACACACAUCGCACGGUAAGGCCAACGUUCCGUGUCGUCCAAACGCCGGACAAUCGGUACACGUCGCCGGAGGGAGAGUACAACCACAAUACGCUGGCGACGGUCGAUACGACGUACUUGAUUCCGCACCCGGGUGACAAAUUGUUGCUGCAUGAUGCCCAUCCACAACAUCAGCAUCAUCGUCAGCCACAUUACGUUGUUCCGAAGGUACCGAUUUUAAAGGAGUUUCGGCUACCGAACUAUGCGCUAUUUAAUUUCGACUACAAGAAUAAGAAGAUUCCUUCCACGUUCAAAACCUAUGGCCAUCCGUUGAAGUUGGAUGGUGGAUGGCCUCAACGAUUACCUCAAGACUUUGUAAGCUACCAUGCAGCUGGCGGUAAUGGUCACAAUUAUCCAUCAGCCCAUCCCGUCGUACAGGCACCGUACGGUGGCGAUGGCUGGAACGGUGGCUGGAUACCGUCCACCGGUGGGACAUCUGGCGAGUCGUUUUCCACGCAACAAACGCUUGGCAGCUUCGAGGACUAUUACAGUCAGUUGAACGAUAAGCACCGCUUCUACCGUAACGUGGGCGAACCGAAACGCGCGGCCAGUCCGAGCCCAGUACCGAAGGCCGGCACCAUAUUGCAGCGUGAUCGUCAACGUGGCCAUCCGCAACGCCAUCAAGCUUAAAAUUGACUUCCUGUGACGGGAGUGGAACUGCGAUGCUGUCGUCAUCCGCUCGCGACCGUUGGUCGUUGACGCCGUCAUCCCGGAAGUGUAGUAGGGCAGGCUAGCAUAACUGACGGAAGAUGAUUCCACUCAUUCAUCCAUUUCACCGUACAUUAGACAUAAGGACGUUGCGGGAGUUGCGAUAGGCGAUCUAAAGGACCUAGUGCGGGCUGCUACGCGGGCCACUACCUGCUGCCGGCUGAUGGUGAGAUUAAUAGAGUGAUUGACGGGAUCAAACGCCAAAAUGCCGA